Umbelopsis ramanniana AG is the source of this 866-nucleotide messenger RNA. RefSeq lists its product as uncharacterized. The transcript has a single exon. NCBI's taxonomy places the organism in Eukaryota, Fungi, Mucoromycota, Umbelopsidomycetes, Umbelopsidales, Umbelopsidaceae. The record is from RefSeq and is a predicted model, not a curated record. The coding region runs from base 272 to 745 and encodes 157 amino acids.
UCCCCCUUCAUAUCCAUAUUAUCCAUUUUUUUUUCGCUCUUUCUUUUGCUUGACUCGCCUGCUUACCUCUAUAUUUAUUUGUACAAAACCUUUCUAUUGCUUUUCGUGUUUCUUUCCCCCUUCACGCACAUAUAUCAUCUACAAAAAUAUAUCGCUCAUAUCAUACCAUAAAGCCGACUAAAUCAUAUCGAUCGAUUUUGGCAUCUGACCAUUCCAAACGUGGCUCCCGAAGCAACAACCACAGUCGUACGAGUACAAACUGUCAUGUGCUAUGAACACCAAAAGGCCGAUCGCCUCAGAAUCAGAUGAGCUCCACCGAAGCGUAACCCCCAUUUGGAAUCCAUAUUUAGGCACGCGAAUAUGCAAGGUUAUCAUUGCAAGAUCGACCUGGGGAAGCAAGCGUCUGAUGACCGAAAACUGGAUUGAGGUAGUGUUUUCCCAGACGCUUACUGAAGAUUUGGCAUGUAAACAUGAUAUAAAAUUGAACUCCAGUCCAUGGCGUAUUUUCCCCAAAAAAAAAAAGAAGGUGAUGAUAGAGUUAUGCUUUUUCAGCUUCUUUCAUUUGAGAGACUUUGAACCAAAAACCCACAUUUUCAAUCGGAGUCACAUGAAAUCAUGUUCCUGGAUGCCCUUUGAAGUUCAUCGUCACAGCAGCGAUAAAAAUAAUCUUUUUUUUUUUUUUUCUCCCUCCUCUCACUGGAUCGGGUCACACAGAAAUCUCAGAGUGAUCGUCAUCAGUUUUUGACAAUCAUAUAAUAAAGUAAAGCUGUCAAAUUCUAUUCAACAUGCUAAAUGAGCGGGUUCAACUUGCCAUACUAUAUGAAAUCAAAAAAGAUGAUAGUGACCAAGUAAAAAAAAGAUAUUUC